Messenger RNA from Eupeodes corollae, 9328 nucleotides. RefSeq names its product ecdysone-induced protein 75B, isoforms C/D (gene Eip75B). The record is from RefSeq and is a predicted model, not a curated record. Gene Ontology annotation, molecular function: zinc ion binding; RNA polymerase II cis-regulatory region sequence-specific DNA binding; nuclear receptor activity. The transcript has 7 exons. Gene Ontology annotation, biological process: positive regulation of transcription by RNA polymerase II; negative regulation of transcription by RNA polymerase II; cell differentiation. Bases 2931 to 7031 code for a protein of 1366 amino acids. NCBI's taxonomy places the organism in Eukaryota, Metazoa, Arthropoda, Insecta, Diptera, Syrphidae.
UCUAAAACAAACUGUAUGUGUGUUUCGUUGGUUGGGAAUCCGUCAAACAACGUUGACUACGGCUGCGACUGCGACGACUACAUUACCAUAGUUUGUGUGGUGUGUUUCUGUUUUGUUCGUUCAUUCGUAUGGUUUGUCGUUUGUCGGGGUUUUCACUUUCAUCCUGGAGGGUAGCAGAACACAAACCAGUAAGAGAAAGUACGGCAUAAGAAGUGGAUCGUUUCUUCUGUGUGUAACGAAUUUUUGUAUAAUAAUAAUAAUAAUAAAUUCCACUUCGCAUCAUCAUUUUUAUAGUGUACCGAGUGUGUGCAAAACGGAAAGGAAAAAUAUAGUACACAACAAAUUUGUUGUUUUAUUUUCUUGCCCAUAUUUAAAUAAAUACAAAUAUUUUCUUUUUUUGUUUUUCUUCCUGCAUAAUAAAUAAAUUAAAUAAGGAAUGGAAUCAAAAUCGAAAUCGUGUGUGCCUCUCUGCCUGAUGUCGUCUGUUUUUGUAUCUUUUUCUGUGUGUAAUUUGUUUAAUUGUUUUGAUUAAGAUCAACAAAUUAUUAACAACAACAAAAUAAAAGUGAAAAUUCUGCUAAAACAAGAAGUAAAAAAUACUAAUUUUGUUCAUAUUUUUGUUGGUUUUGUGUAUCUUCUGAAUUCAGAAUGAUUUUCCGUGAGAAUUGAUGCAAAGUUUAUUAAUCUAAUCCUCCGCCAUUCCACCAUCACACCAUACAGAAUACAGACGGAGGGGAGGUGGUGAAAAAUAAAACAAAAUAAUUAAAUAAAUUUCAUAAGGGAAGAAAAUGUGUGACGAUCAUUUUUCCUAAAGUGCAACACUAAAAAUAUAAAAAAAAACACGACCUACCUACAACUGUCAAAAAAUAAAUUGACAUAACGUUUUGUUUCUGUCAAAAAAGUGUAAUUCGCCUUUGACACUUCGCCGCGCGGUAGUAAUUCCAGUUUCGAGUUUCAAGAGAUGAUAUGUAUCUAAAAUAUUAACAACAAUUCAUGACCUCCGGCAAGGAUUUUUCUUAUAUUCCUUCAGCAGCUCGCUCUCUUUCUACCCCAUUUUCAUCAUCGCAUUCGCAUCUUACAUCCAAAUCCAACAAUCAAUUGAAUUGCGUUGAGUUUAUUUAUAGAAAGGAGCAAAAGCACAAGAAGAAGAAGAAUUAUUAUACCAUAAUUAACGUCGAACUUCACAUCGCAUUUAUGUCAUCACCUUUUUAUGGAUUAACUGGAUUGAGUUUUUAAAUUUUAUUGUUGUUUUUUUAGUUUAUUGUUGUUGCAAAAUUGUUCAUCGUCAAAUUUUUGCAUCAUCAUCAAAUUGGGGGUGGUUUUUUUUCGUAUGUUUUGUUUUGUGGUUUUGAAACACCAAAUAAAAAUAUUAACCUACAUUUUGUGUGUGUCCUGUCGCGGUAUGGACAUUGAGUGGUUUCCCAUUUAUUGAGUGCGAUAGAAUUUCUUUUUGGACCGCGAGAGUGACACCUGGUAAAUGUUUAAAUUGUGUUUGUUUGCCUUGUGUUGUCACCCUUUUGCAUUGUUAGGGUGUUAUCACAAAAGUUUAAGUUACUUCUUAUAAAACAAAGUGAUUGCACAAUUUUUUAAAUUAUCAUCUAUGAUGAGUGGAAUAUACCCUUAAAAAUUGAAUUAACCUUCCAUUUGUUUAUAAAUUAUACAUUCUUAGUUGCAAGAGGAAACAAAAUGUAUAAUGUGUCUCUUGCUGGUUAAUUUGUGAAUAUUAAACAAAAUAAUUUAUAAAUCUAUCAAAAAUAAUAUUAGUUUAUAAAUCUUAUUUAAUAAAUACUAUUUUAAUAAUCACCCAAAAUUAAAUACAUACAAAUAAACCUAAAUUUCUACUACUUAUCAACAUAAAUAUAUUCAUACCAUACAAAAAUAGUGAUUUUAUAAUAAUUAAACAAAAAAUACAUAUUCUUUAUUUAAAAAACAAAAAAUCAAAGUGCUUUGCCAUCGUAAAAUUAUAAACAAAACUAACAAAAUAAUUCAAGAGAACAAACAAAUAGCUCAUUCACCCAACUCAGGAUUACAAGUGUUGUUUGAGGACAAUUUUCAAGGAUUAAUAUAUAAUUAAAAAUAAGAAGGAUUUCGGAAGUCAUUUAAAAAAAUAAUAUAAUUUUUGAUAAAAAAUAAACAUAAAAUAAUAAAAUAUAUUUUUUUAAUAAAAAUAAAUUAAAACUACAUAUAAAUAAAAAAAAAUCUAUACCUAUCGAAAAUAAUCAACAAGAAAUCAUAAUCUUUUGUAUAAUUAUUAUUAUCUACACAUCUUUUAAACAUGGAAUAAUUAUAAUGGGACAUUUUUGCUAAGAGAUUUAAACAUAACUUUUUUAAACAAAAUAAAAUUUAAAGAAAGUAUUCACCACACAUACAUAUAUAAAAUACUGCUGGGAAAGAGUUUCGUUUUCGUUUAUUCAAUCUACCUACAUUUAAUUUAUGUAUUUAAACAAACAAUAAAAUAAUAAAAAAAACAAUCCUACACAACAAUAUUAAAAUAUAUUUGGAAUGCAUAUAUAGUAAGUAGAUGAUAAACAAGGACUAUACUAUAUUUAGAAGUUUAAAAAAUUGCAACUCGAAAGGCUGAAUUAGGAUUAAACAAUAAAUAAAAACAAACAAAAAACAUUAAAAAUUAAAACAAACAAAAAUAAACAGACAGAAUAUAAUCACAGACUGAUUUUUAAGUAGAAAGUAAGAAACAAACAAUAAAUGCAAGCUGUUGGAUUUUUGUAUUGGAGACACAAACAAAACUACAUACCUACAAAGUUUUUGUAAACUAUUGAACAAGAGAUAAAAGAAAUAUGCCAAAAAAUUGCAGAUUUUAACUAAAAAAACAAACAUACAACCUAUUUUACUGAAGGAGUAUUUUGUUAAAUAUUUAUUAAAGAACCAACAAUUGAAUUUGCGAAGAAGAAGAAAAACUAUAAAAUUCCAAAAUGAAGAAAAUGCAGUGCAUUGAGGCCAAACUCAUCAAAACCGAACCAAUCGAUUUGGAUAUGAUGCACUCGGCUGACGAUAGAGAGCGUGAGUCGAGUCCUAGUCUGGUGAAUACGCGCUAUCACCACAUCCAGAUACAGUCGCCGAAGCAUCAGCAAUCGCAGUCGAUGCAGCAACAGUCCAGCCAACAGAAGAUAAUCCUUUCGCCUCGAGUCGAAUAUGUCCACCGCAGUAUAAAACUCUCUCCCGGUAGCAGUGGGGGCGCUUAUGCUCAGAUACUUCCGGAUAAUCGGCGCUCAAGAUCGCCAUCAUCGACAAUCCUCUCGCAUAGUCCCACAUUGCCAGGCGCUCCGCAGAUCAUCAUCACACGUGCGGUGCCACAGCCACAACCUCCACAACAACAACAUCAUCAACCACCAUCAAUGCAUUUACAACAUAUGCAACAUCAGCCGCCACAACAUCGAAGUCACUCACCACCGCCAUUAUCGCCUCAACACCAUCACCUUCAACAUCAGCAGCAGCAGCAACAUCAGCAGCAGCAGCAACAUCAGCAGCAGCAACAACAACAGCCACAACAACAUCACAUGCAACAAGUGCGUGUGAUACGCGACGGUCGAUUGUAUGACGAUAACCAUCGCCGAAGGUCGCUCUCGCCACCACCACCUCCGCCUCCUCCUCCGCCCCCCACGCAUACCCACUCUCACUCGAUCUCGCAUUCGCAUUCGCAUUCGCAGCACACGCAUCCGUCGGACAAAGUGCGUAUGAUAUCGUCGUCCCCGGUUGACGAUCACCAUCCGUCUAGUUCGCGAAAGUACAUUGUGUCCCGUCACGUGAACGUUAUAUCGACUAACGGCUCAUCCCCACCGGUGGGCGUGGGGGUGGGGAUAUGCGCAGCACCUCCACCUCCCCCACCAACCCAAUCGUGCAGCAAUUCCAAUGGAAUGCCAAACAGUUCCGGACUUUUCCGCACCCCUGUGGUUUCAAGUAGUUCAAGUAGUGGUAGCAGUAGCAGUAGUAGUAAUAGUAACUGUAAUAAUAAUUCAUCGACAUCGAUGCGACCACCGCCACCUCCACCGCCGCCCAAAAUCAAAAACACUUCACCACCGGGCCCCUCGGGUGUUAUGGGUAGCUGCGGCAGUGGUGGUGGUAGCAAUGGUGGAAGUAGCUCCAGCAAUGGUGGGGGCUGUGAGGAACCGUCUAGUUCGAUUCCGGAUUUAGGUGAGUGGACAAAACACUUUCCAAAUCAAUAUAGUAUGGAAUUUGAUGGAACGACAGUACUAUGCCGGGUGUGUGGUGAUAAAGCUUCCGGUUUCCAUUAUGGCGUUCACUCUUGUGAGGGAUGCAAGGGAUUUUUCCGACGUUCUAUUCAACAAAAGAUUCAAUAUCGUCCAUGUACAAAGAACCAACAGUGCAGUAUAUUGCGAAUUAACCGUAAUAGAUGUCAAUAUUGUCGUCUGAAAAAAUGUAUUGCUGUUGGAAUGAGCAGAGAUGCGGUGCGAUUUGGUCGUGUGCCGAAACGCGAAAAAGCGCGCAUCUUAGCUGCCAUGCAACAAAGUACACAAAAUCGCGGCCAACAAAGGGCGUUAGCCACAGAGCUUGAUGAUCAACCUCGUUUGUUAGCCGCUGUAUUGCGUGCUCAUUUAGAAACGUGUGAAUUUACCAAGGAAAAAGUUGCUGCUAUGCGUCAAAGGGCACGCGAGUGUCCAUCAUAUUCAAUGCCUACGCUUUUGGCAUGCCCUCUAAAUCCUGCACCGGAACUACAAUCAGAGCAGGAAUUCUCACAGCGCUUCGCCCAUGUUAUCCGUGGUGUGAUCGAUUUCGCCGGCAUGAUACCCGGCUUCCAGUUACUUACGCAAGAUGACAAAUUCACACUCCUCAAGGCGGGAUUAUUUGAUGCGUUGUUUGUGCGACUGAUAUGUAUGUUCGAUUCGUCGAUUAACAGUAUUAUCUGUUUGAAUGGACAAGUGAUGCGUCGCGAUGCUAUACAAAAUGGAGCGAAUGCACGUUUUUUGGUAGAUUCAACAUUUAAUUUCGCCGAGCGAAUGAAUUCUAUGAAUUUGAGUGAUGCUGAAAUUGGUUUGUUCUGCGCAAUUGUGCUGAUUACGCCAGACCGACCGGGUCUGAGGAAUACCGAGCUGAUUGAGAAAAUGUAUUCGAGGCUAAAGACCUGUCUGCAGUCGAUAAUCAAUCAGAAUCGCCCAGAUCAGCCUGAGUUUAUGGCGAAAUUAUUGGAAACAAUGCCGGAUUUGCGUACUUUGAGCACGUUGCACACAGAGAAGUUGGUAGUUUUCCGGACGGAACACAAAGAGUUGUUGCGUCAACAAAUGUGGUCGAUGGAAGAUGAACAGCCGUCGAAGAGUCCAGCGUCAUCGUGGGACGAUGUGCGAAUGGACGAUGUGGCGAAAUCACCAUUGGGAUCGGUUUCGAGCACAGAAUCUGGCGAUUUGGAGUAUUCAUCACAAUCAUCGCUGGCGUCGUCAGCUCCCUUGCUGGCAGCUUCAUUGUCUGGUAGCUGUCCGUUGCGUAAUCGUGCCAAUUCGGGUUCAUCCGGAGAAGAUAUCGAUAUUGUGGGCCCACAUGCUCAUCUCACUCAAAAUGGUCUGACAAUCACACCGAUCAUUCGAUCGCAUUCCCACAACCAGCUGCACCAUCAUUUGACAUCGGGCACUACGCAUCAUCAUCGCUAUAGAAAACUAGACUCGCCGACUGAUUCGGGAAUUGAAAGCGGCAAUGAGAAGAACGAAUCCUCGAAAACUGUUAGCAGCGGUGGCAGUUCUUCAUGCUCUAGCCCUCGAUCCAGUGUAGAUGACGCUAUGGACGCAGAAACCUCCGCACAAAGUCUAUCGACGACAGCUGCUGCAGCAACCAGCAGCAGCACUAUUGUGGCUUCAUCGGCAUCUCCAUCAACCGCCAUGGCAAGUUCUUCCUCGUCAUCAUCAUCACCGUCGUGCACAUCCAGUGCGGCCAUGAAGCGACAGAUUGUAGAAGAUAUGCCAGUUUUGAAGCGUGUGCUCCAGGCGCCACCAUUGUACGAUACAAACUCGCUGAUGGACGAGGCGUAUAAGCCGCACAAAAAAUUCCGCGCCCUUCGUCACCGAGACUUCGAUUCGGCUGAGGCUGACGCAAGCAGCACACCGGGCUCAACAACAUCAGCAAUGCCAGGCGCAAGCAGCCCGAUGCAAUCUUCUUCAAUGCCAGCACAAGCUCGGCAGCACCCACAGAGCCCACCACCUGCAUCAUCAUCAACUGCAUCACCAUCUCACCAUCACUCUCUACCACCGCAUCAACAUCAAAGCCAGCUUCACAUGCAUCUGACGCGCAACACCAAUACCAACAACAACGGCAGCAGUAGUCGCGACAGCAGCGCUAGCAGCGGUAACUACCAACAGCACUCCACUCUGUCCAGCACUCACUCCGUGCUGGCAAAGAGUCUAAUGGCCGAACCACGCAUGACACCCGAACAAAUGAAGCGCUCCGACAUCAUCCAAAACUACAUCAUGCGCGAUCAAAAUACCGGCCAAUCUAACGGUCUGCUUGUAUGCACUGCAAAUUCCCCCGCUCCACAGCAUCACUAUGCAAGCUCAGGUUCGCCAAGCUCAAGUUCGAACUCCAACUGCUCAUCACCUUCUACGACGACAGUUACACUCGCCUCCCCACCACCAUCCUCCUCGGCGGCGUCAUCGUCAACACUGCAUCCGCCACCAGCUGGCACACCAAACGGUAUGCGGUGGCAGGGUCAUUCAGUUAUCACCACCACCACCAUUCGCCAACAAUCAGUUUCACCAAAUUCGAAUGGCAGCAGCAGCAGUGGCGGAAGCAGCAACUACUUUCAAUCCCCCCACUCCACAUCAGUUUCACCACCACGCCCUUCCCCCUCGGCACACUCACCACGCCUCCUCGAGUUGCAAGUCGACAUCGCCGAUUCCCAGCAACCGCUAAAUCUAUCCAAAAAGUCUCCAACACCCCCACCUUCAAAAAUCCAAGCACUCGUCGCGCACAAAUAUCCAACAAUGUCCGCAGAUGUCACAGUGACAGCGACAACCACCGCCUCACCGCAACCACCCACGCCACAGGUGCACAAAGUCCUCCUUGAAGCGUAACAUGUGGCCGCACGCAACAGAGCCAGAGACAACAACGAAUACCGUGCGUCAACAACAACAACUGCUACUACAACACAAAAACUGUCAAACAAAUAAGCAGCGACAGCGCAAAGUAAAAGUAUUAGCGGCUCAUGUCAACGCAUCAUUAUAACGGUGACGUUUUGUAAAUAGUGUCAUUUUGUUUUGUUGGUUCCCUGUUUCCCUGUACAAACACUCAAUAAUUCAAAAACAAACACACCUAAUAAUUUUCUAUAAAGCGAAUUAUUACGCGAUGGUGCUCCAGUGGCUGGCAGAGAUGAGACAGACGAUGAUUUAAUACAAAUGAAAAGAGAUGCAAAUACAAACAUCGAUUUAUUUUGAAACAAAAAACAAAUUACUGACUAAAAAAAAAUGAUAUAAAAACAUUAAACAAAAAAGAGCGAGACUGAAUUACAUUUAGGCAUUGGGAUUUGGGAAGGGGUGACAAUUUUUUGAAAAAAGGGGACAAAAAAUUAAAAAAAAAAAACUAAACAAACAAAAAACAGCGAAAAUUAUUUAUUUUCAUUAUAAAAAAUAAAAAAAAAUUAAAAAAAAAUAAACAUUUGGGGAUAUGAAGAUGAAGAAAGAAGGUGACAUAACAUUGAAUGUUGUACAAAUUGUAUUUAAAGAUUUAAAAAACAAAUAAUAAUAAAAUAACUAUAAAAAGAAGAAAACAGAAAAUGUCCUUAAAAUUUAAGCGAGAUUUUAAAAACACAACACAAAAUAAUUAAUUUAAAAAUAAUAAAAUUUUAACAAAAACAAAACUGUAUUAUUUAAUAAAAACAAAAAACUCUUAAAUUUAAAAAACAAAACAAAAAUCACAUCUCUGCGAGAUAAUCAUUUAAAAAAUGACAUCGGACAAACAGACAAAAUACAAAAAACAAAAACAAAAAACUGGGUGGAUUUAUUUUGUUUAUUUUUUUUUUGUUUUUUUAAAAGAAAUUACAAGAAAAAAAAAGCUCUAAGCUAAGCAUCAUAAAUUCAAAAAACAAAAAUCAAUGAAAAUAUUAAAUAAUUUAAAUUUUAACUUAGUUAUUAAGCUGUAAAUAAAUAUGCAAACUACUUCAUUUUAAUAAAAACAAAAUAUUAAAAACAAAAACUACAUAAAUGUCUUAAAAGAUUGAUAUAAUUUAUAAAACAAUUAAAAAAAAACACCCAAAUUUAAAUUUUAUUAAAGUUAAAUUUAAAAAUAAAAAUUUAUUAUUUUUUAGAGAUCUCUUUUUUUUUAUUAAAAUAUAAAUUAAAAAUUCUUUGUUAAAUUUUAUUUUCCUUUUUUUUCAUUGUCAUCUUAAGUGUGAAUGAAAAAAAAAAAAAAAAACACAAUACCCCUCCCAAAAAAAAAAAACAAAAAACAUGAGAGAUUUUUUUUAUUAUUUAAAAAAAUAAAUUGUUUUGAAAUUUCUUAUUUGUAAUAAGUAUGAACGAGAAAUGAAGUUGUUUUCUAAUUUUAUUGUGAAAGUGAAGAUAUAUUUAAUAAAAACAAAAAAGAUUUAAGAUUUUUUUUAAGCAUAAACAUUAUUAUUAUUAUUAAAUUUAUUAUAUUCUGUAUAUAUAAACAAAAAACACAAACAAAAAAAACUGUUUUCUUAUUCUCUUGUGUAUUCUAGAAUUUACUAUUGUUAUUGAAAAUUAAAACAAAACAAAAAACUAUAAAUAUAAAAAUCAUACAAUAUAUUAUCAUUAUUCUUAUUAUUAUAAUUAUACUAUAAUUAUUAUUAUUAUAUAAAGAGAAAAUAAAAAAAGAAAUAUUUCAUUUUUAUUGAAAAAAAAAAGAAAAAAUUGUUUUUAUUUUUUUAAUUCUUCAUCUUUUUUUUUAGUUUGUUUUGGUUUUCUAUUCACUUUGCUUCUUUUUUUCUUCUACUCCGCAUGUGCUGCCUUUUUCCACAGAGAUUUUCUUUUGUUCGUUGAUUUUGUGUUCUCUUUCGUUUGUUUUUUUCCACAGAUUUUCAUUUUUCUUUCAGAUUUUUUAAACAAUUUUCAAAAAAAUAAAGAAAAUUAAAUUGGAAAACACACACAAGUAAAAACUCCGAUUCUGGUAGAAUCUUCGUAGUUGGUUAGUGUAGUUUGAAUGUCUGUAUGAAAGUAAUAAAACAAAAAUACAAAAAGUAAUUUCUUAAUGUUAAAAAUAAGUGUAUUUGUAUUUACAAGAUAAACAUUAAUUAUAUCAAAAGUAUUCACUGUAAAAAAGAAUUAAAAUUAAAUUUAAAAAAUAAAAGUAUAAGCUCACUCAGUGAAGCCACAAAACCAACCCCAUCAGAAUAAGAUUAAUCUAAAUUUAA